Penicillium soppii is the source of this 3756-nucleotide messenger RNA. RefSeq lists its product as uncharacterized. The transcript has 5 exons. The record is from RefSeq and is a predicted model, not a curated record. Bases 1 to 3756 code for a protein of 1251 amino acids. NCBI's taxonomy places the organism in Eukaryota, Fungi, Ascomycota, Eurotiomycetes, Eurotiales, Aspergillaceae.
AUGGCCGCGGCAGGCGCGAGGGCGCAAAAGCCCGUCGGUUCCGCACCAUGGAUUGCAGCGGAGAAGGAAAACAUGGCCGACCUAGUGGAACAAGAGAUGGAAGAGGUGGAAUACCCCGUUCGACAUGAAAUGGCAUGGUUAAAUGAACAUAUGACCGAGAUCUUCUCAAAGGGACAAACGAACUUUGCGGAUGUAUUCAAGACACCUGGAAAAAUGAGAGGCAAGACACCUCGUACCGCCCGAAAACGUGCGCCCGAAGAGUCUCGAGUCCCCUUGAGUGAGAUAUUUUCAUCUGCCCAAAAACAACUGGAGAACCAUGCAAGCCCUAGUCCUUUCAUUCAUCGCGUUGUCUCAAAGACCGCUCCUGCGGCCGCGUCACCCGUGCCCCGCACCAAGGACGCGACAGAGCCAGCGUCGCAACCCCAAUAUCCCGAUCUCACCGCAAACCUGAACUCUUUUCCUAAAUACAACACAGACUCGGGCUAUCAUGGCAUGUCCGAUGCUGAUGAGAUGGUACUACCUGACGUGCAUCCAGAAUCACAGGCUUCCACUCAGCCUUCUACUCAACCUUUCGAGCAGGAUGAGCCCAUGGACAUGGUUGCUCAAGAGAUCGACGUGUCUACUGCCCAUCAAACGAACGAAGAGUCAUUCCACUCUGCGCAGGAGGAUGUCCGUUCCCGUGGACAAACCGUCGAGCCGACGAACAAUGAUCCAACCCCAACCAAAGAGCGAACAUCGCCUCCAGCCGCAACGCCCUCCCAGGAAACCAGUGUAGAGAUUAGCUCGACUCCACCCAAGAAGUCUAAGUCUAAGACAAAGGCCAAGGCUCCAGAAAAGCAACAGAAGAAAAAUGCACCAAAACCGAAGGAAUCUCCUCAGCCUAUCUCAAGGCCCGAACCGUCACCAGAAAAGUCACCAGUGGCACCAGAAACUCCAUUUGUCGACACUCAACAAUCUCAGCCAGAAGAUGAGAUUAUGGAUGAUGCUACCGAAGAUCCUACCAAGGACGACACUGUUCUCGACAAUCUUGACGACAUUGGGUCCCCUUCGGACGGCUCUACACCCGAGCGGCCAGCUGUUAGGAAGAGUAGCCUAAGUUUCGCUUCUCUCCCUGCGCGGGAACCGUUGAAGAGCUUGGGAGGCUCAAGACUCUCUCGGACAAGCCACAUCGACCUGACGAAGAUGAACACCGUUGGACGCCCCAGCCACUUUGGUAGGCAGACCGGUGGACAUAGGACGACCCAGGCUGCAGCAGGGGAGAACCCCGAUUUAGGGCCUAUGGAUAUUGAUCAUGAGAAGGAAUCCAGCGAAGAAGCUGACCCUGAGCAAGCCACCAGAAUGUACAGCAAAAAGUCCACUCAGACCCUACAUGAGAGGAUCAGCAUGCUGGGCAAGCUACAGCCAGUCUCUCGGCCUAGAAAGUCGCUUACAUCCAGUUCUGGAGCCCCGGUGGGUCAGAUUUCUUACCCAGAACUUCCUGCUUCAAAGUCUGAAGCUAAGUCGGAGGCUUCGAACCAAAAAUUGCGCGAAGCCCCCGCCCUGGAGCCUACCCCAGUUGACGAUGAAUGGAUUAAGCCUCUGAGCUCUCCUGUACGGCCCGAACUUUCAAAGAGCAAGACCACAGGUAUCAUGGAGAAGCUUUCUGAGCUCGAAAAAGAGCGAGUCACUAGCAAGAAGGACGUUCCCAAAAUGGAACCCGAACGUCCCAAGUCAUCUACCUCGAUAUUCUCAUCGCCGCGCCCUCACGGUCACCAACAGAGUGCUUCCUUCUCUCAUAUUUCUGCUGAUGCAACCACCACUCCAACAGGCUCCCCAAGACGCUUCGAUGGUCCUAUCAGUGCUUCGAAACUCAGAUUGCACUCCAUCAUGAAAUCUGCCAAGGGUUUGUUCUCAAGUACUGGAAAUACACCCAGAGUCGAACACUUGUCACCAGAACAACCACGGGCUCAUUCAAGUGCUGAGAUUUUCAACAAAAACGCCGAACCUGCAGCCCAGCCAAUGCAAGAUUCCAGCCCCCAACGUCAGGAAGGCCGUCGAACACGCAGCUCCACUGAGAAAGAAGAGAAACGCCGACAGCACGAGCAGGAAGAAGAAGAGCGCGUCGAGAAAGCCCGGGAACAGGAAAGGAAAAAGGCCAUUGAGCUCAAGGCUACCCUAAACAAAUCUUCAACUGAACCGGAAGAGAAGGCAGGAUCUACAAUACACAAGAAUACACAAUCACAACGGCAACAAUCGCGCGAGCCCGAAUCUUCUAGGGAGCCCGGUUCAAGAUUCGCCAUUCCUCAACCGAAACAAGCUGAUCGCCGUCCCCUCAAACCCACUCGUGAGACCCUACAGAAGCCCACGCCACAACCCAUGUCAAUUCGUGUGGGCAGUACCUUGUCCCGCCAGAUACCCAUUCCCUCAUCUUCUGGCGCUCGGGAGUCGACUAUCCCUGCAGUCGCCUCUGCAUCCAAGCCAACUCUCAAAAAGAAGGGUAGCAACACUUCCCUGCACACAUCAUCUUCUGCAAGCAGCUUCAAGAGCUCUAUUUCUAGUCAAACUCAGGCCCAGCGCAAGGCUCAGGUUGCUGGCAAGAAGGAGCAGGAGGAACGCCGAAAGGAAGAACAGAGGCGCGAGGUUGAACGCAAACGUGCCGCUCAGCAGGAAGAGGCUCGCCGACAAGAGGAGGCACGCCGUCAGGGGAUGAGAAGCCGUGCCGAGAGUCGUGCUGAGGCUGACCGUGAGCGUCGCGAACGCUCUGCUCAGGAAGACCCGAAGAGAGCCGCUCAAAUGGAGGCAAUCAGAAGACGUCAGCAGGAGAACGCACGAGGUCACGGAAGGCAAGGUAGCCAGCAGAUUGUCAACGAGGCUCCCAUUUUACAGCACGAGAAGACAUCUUCUCAAUCGUCUCAACGAAAUGACUUAGGUGCUACUCGUCCCCCAUCUCGCCUGGGUAGCUCUAUUCAGCCACAUGCUCGCAUUAACCCGCCCGCGCCCAAUCCUGCCAAGCCACCUAAGAGAGUGAUGAAUGACGAGGCCAGCUACCGGCCCGCGGUCUCCAAGCCCAGCAAUGUUCAAUCAACCGGUGAUGCCAAGCGGCGAAAGACAGAGGAUGAGCACAAUCCUAUGCAACCUGUGCGCGCGAUCCUGCCGGGGCAACCCAUGCCAGGACAACCCAUGCGUCAAUCAUAUAUCAGAAAGCCUUCUAUCUCUACAUUCGGUCACGGGCAGUCAUCCAUGGCGCACCAGGGUGGCUCUUCCAUAUUCAAGAAUGGUGCCCCCCAACGUCCUGCUCACCCAGGUGAGAUGGGCAAGUUUGCAACAGGAAAAAUUCCAUUUGCCGAACCAAACCCUGCGCCCCCUCCGGCCGCACACAAAGCUGUCCCCAGCUCCGCACAGCGGCCAAUCGCCAAGCCAUCUCCCAAGUACCCCACUGGUGAGAACAUCCACCUGCCGGAGAUCAACACCGAUAGCGAAGACGAUGACGAUUCGGACUCCGAGAUGUUCCCGGUUCCCAAGUGGGCUCAGCCUAAGGCACUGGAGGAUCUUCUCCGAGAGCAGGAUGGAAUGGAAGUGGACUCCAUCUUCGGCCCAAUCGCACCCUUCUCUAUGGAAGAAACCUUCAAAGCAGACAAGAAGCUAAAGAAAUUCCGCGAACGAACCAGCAGUGCCAACUGGUCUGGUCCGGAUGGGCUGACCCAAGAGGAAAUUCGCAAGGAUGUUGCCGAUCGACAGCGCUUGCGACUCAAUGGUGGCUGGAGCUUCAACUCGUGA